This is a messenger RNA of Solea senegalensis (Senegalese sole), 694 nucleotides long. It is a transcript of the gene ufm1, whose product is annotated as ubiquitin-fold modifier 1. Bases 65 to 319 code for a protein of 84 amino acids. Gene Ontology annotation, biological process: protein K69-linked ufmylation. NCBI's taxonomy places the organism in Eukaryota, Metazoa, Chordata, Actinopteri, Pleuronectiformes, Soleidae. The record is from RefSeq and is a predicted model, not a curated record. The transcript has 6 exons. Gene Ontology annotation, cellular component: nucleus; cytoplasm.
AUUGUGGGUCCUUCGGACUUCCGGGUUAGGAUAAACAGUGAGCUAACGGAGCCGCCUCAUAAAAAUGUCUAAAGUAACGUUUAAAAUCACGCUGACGUCGGAUCCCCGGCUGCCAUACAAAGUACUCAGUGUCCCAGACAGCACGCCGUUCACCGCAGUGUUGAAGUUUGCAGCUGAGGAGUUCAAAGUGCCAGCAGCAACCAGUGCAAUUAUAACUAAUGAUGGAAUAGGAAUCAACCCUGCCCAGACAGCAGGAAAUGUGUUUCUAAAACACGGCUCAGAGCUCCGCAUCAUUCCCAGAGACAGAGUGGGAGGAUGAGAGGACUGACGCGGCGGCGGAAUGACUCGCGUAUCACUCGAGACCCGGGAAACUCCUCAGCAUGUGUCAUCAUUCUAUUUUUUUGGUCCACAACUGACGGUGACUCACAUGAAAAUAUAAAUAUAUAUAUUUAAAUCUGAUGAUGACUUGUGCUCACGCUGGCAUGCCUGCCUGUUUUUUUUUGUUUAGUUCUUUUUACUUUGAAUCUGUAAUUACUUCAAAAUAUCAGGACAUGGCACAUUAUAAUAAUUAAUACAGACAAACACAGCGGCUGCUUCCUGGGAUGGAUUUUAGCAAAUCAUAAUCAACAGUUCUAGCCUUUUUUUUUUAUAUCAUUGUAAAUGACAAUAAACAACCGGUAUGACUAACAGUUUA